Amyelois transitella is the source of this 1334-nucleotide messenger RNA. RefSeq names its product DNA-directed RNA polymerase I subunit RPA43 (gene Polr1F). Gene Ontology annotation, cellular component: RNA polymerase I complex. The transcript has 4 exons. Gene Ontology annotation, biological process: DNA-templated transcription initiation. Bases 144 to 1013 code for a protein of 289 amino acids. Lineage: Eukaryota; Metazoa; Arthropoda; Insecta; Lepidoptera; Pyralidae. The record is from RefSeq and is a predicted model, not a curated record.
AACAAAACAAAGAAAAGCAAAGCAACGAAGAAUUCAACAAUCAAUCAAACAAAAUUGCAUUUCGAACUGAAUCAUGUCUAAGAUUUUUAUGAAUUUACGUUGAGAAUACAUGUGCGGGGGUAAAAUUUAUUGCGCUUUCGAAAAUGUCAACUAUAAUAAAAUUUGAACUAAAAGAAUUAAGAAAGUUAGCAAAUGAUAAAGACUCUUGCGUUGUUGAAAAAAAAGUGACUCAAAAUCUUGCACUGCAACCUUGGUGUCUAGGAAAUCUAAAAGAAUCUAUAAAGAAUUUAUUAGAUUACAAAAUAGGGAAAUAUGACAAAGAAUUCAAUGGAAUUCUCCUGAGCUAUAAAAAUCUUCGUAUACUACAGAAUAUAGGAUCAAUACGCAAUGAUAAUGCAGAUAUCAAUUUUCAAGUACAAGCAGACUACUUUAUAUUUCGUCCCUAUGUUGGCGCUAUGUUAAAAGGGGUUAUCAACAGGAAGAGUCACACACAUUUGGGAAUACUGGUACACAGAGUAUUCAAUGUUGUUAUACCACGACCUACUGAAGAACCUGGCAAUAAAUGGAUUGGCUCAUCAGUUCAUGAAGGGCAACCAAUAGCAUUUAGAGUCGUUGUUUUGGAUCUAUAUGGUGCCUUACCAUACAUAAGAGGAGAAUUAGAUGAAAGAUUUAUUAAGCUGGGACUGGAUGGACAUAUUGAUAAUAUUGAUAAUACCCUUCAUGUGAAUUAUGUUGACUUCGAAAAAACUAAGCCAUUUUCUCAAAAGCAAAGCGGAGAUGGAUUACCGGAGUCAACAUCCAAGAAUGUACAGAAAGUUAACGCUAAACAACAAUCUAACAGAAUUGCUAAAAUAAAUGGGAAACCCACUCCAGAAAAAAAUAAAAAUUCGGAUAAAGACAAUCUUUCUGUAGAGAAAGAUAAAAAUAAAAGGCAGAGUAAAGUAUUAGAAGCUGAUUCAAAACAACAGGAACCAAAUUCAAAGCAAUCUAAAAAGCACAAGAAAGAUAUUUGAGUGUUCUAAAUGUGGGUUUGAAACUAAUCUCAGUAAAGUACGCCAUUUUAUCUGAUUGCUAUUAAUGAUUCAUAAAUUUCUAUGUAUUGCUAAUUUGUUUUUUAGUUUCAAGCCCAGGAUGCUAUAUUUCAUGUUGAAAAGUCAUGCCAGUCUUUACAGACCACAUUUGCUGCAUAAUAUGUUAAGAAUACAAUGUAUUGUAAGUUUUACAUAUUAUGUAUCAUUAUGUAUUUGUUAUUAGCUAUCAUUUGGCUUUAGUGACUUUGGCUAACGUAAUCUGAAAUUGAGAAUGAAAAGAAAUAUUUUAUGUAUUUUCAGAAU